ACGUUGUCCUAUCUGAAAUGGGACCUUCGAGUUGUCCAAUCAGAGAGCAUCUUGCCCGAGCUCCGCCCCGGGCUCGGUGCUCCGCUUAUUCUGGCCCACCCUGUUAGCGCCCGCCCGGUGGCGGAGGCGCAGUGCGGUUACCCUAGGAACCUUGAUCAUGUCGCUGCGAGUGGCUAGGAGCGCGUGGGCCGUGGCCUGCAGUCUGCGUACCGCCUUGGCCUCCUGCCCACCGCGGCCCUGGGUGCUGAGCGCCGCCGCCGUCCGAGCUCUGAGCACUGGAUCCGCUGUGCAGUCGGUGCGUAAAUUCACAGAGAAACAUGAAUGGAUAACCACAGAGAAUGGUAUUGGAACAGUGGGAAUCAGCAAUUUUGCACAGGAAGCUUUGGGAGAUGUUGUUUACUGUAGUCUGCCUGAAAUUGGGACAAAACUGAAAAAACAAGAUGAAUUUGGUGCUUUGGAGAGUGUGAAGGCUGCCAGUGAACUCUACUCUCCUCUGUCAGGAGAGGUAACUGAAGUCAAUGAAGCACUUGCAGAAAAUCCAGGGCUCGUCAACAAAUCCUGUUAUGAAGAUGGUUGGCUGAUCAAGAUGACAGUGAGUGACCCUUCAGAGCUGGAUGAAUUAAUGAGUGAAGAAGCAUAUGAGAAAUAUGUGAAAUCCAUUGAGGAGUGAGCAUGGCACUCCCACUCCCAAAUAAAACUGUCGGAAGUAACUUGCUCCAUCAUGCUUGUCUUAAGUUAGUGGAGAAUAGAAGAUCUGAAAUAACUUCUAGCAAUACUGAUGGAAAGAAACUACUCAACAGUGCUACUUAAAAACCCCAACUUCCUGAUGGGUACAGAUAAAUAUAAUGUACAUAUUUUUAAUAAUCUUCAUACUAGGUAUUUAGACUAGGGUUAAGCUCUGGUGUUUAGAAUUCUUGAGAUCAUUUAUGGUAAUAAAGUGGUUAUGAAGCUGGGUUUGGUGACAAACUACCUGUUAGUCCCAGCACUUGAUAGGCAGAUCUCUUGUUUCCAGGUCAGCCUGGUCUACUAACAAGUUCCAGGUCAGCCAGAGUUACAUGGUGAGACCCUACCUAGUGACGACAAGAAUUCCAUAAUUCAGGAUAAUAGUGUUGCAAAUCUCACAUAAUACUGUAACUUGCCCAUAUCCACUGGGAUUCUGGUUGAAGGACUUAAUGUGUUUCUCAUUGGAAAUGCCUGGGAGCACAGGAAACUAUAGUACAGAUGAAGGACAGUACUGUCUUAAUUUUACCAUGUGCUGUGUGGGCUGCCAUUGUUUUUCCACCCUGACAUACUGGUUUUGCAACACAGUGAGAAACAAAUAAAACAUUCAUCCUCUUUGUUCA
Molecule: messenger RNA, 1343 nt
Organism: Mesocricetus auratus (golden hamster)
Lineage: Eukaryota; Metazoa; Chordata; Mammalia; Rodentia; Cricetidae
Gene: Gcsh
Product: glycine cleavage system protein H
Exons: 5
Coding region: 158-670 (170 amino acids)
Biological process (GO): glycine decarboxylation via glycine cleavage system; protein lipoylation
Cellular component (GO): glycine cleavage complex; cytoplasm; mitochondrion
Source: RefSeq, a predicted model, not a curated record